GGAUGCAACUACCUGAUAAAUAUAAGGAGAAUGUGUACGUAUCUAGCGCAGGCUCUUUGUCUGGAGUUAGUAAGUUACUGAGUUUAAUACUACAGACGAAGGGCCUUCGCUCGAAACGUCGACAUUUUUUUCAGGUAGUGAGGUAGUUGCAUCCCUACGAGCGAAAGCUUGUUAUUGUUGGCACUACCAAACCUGACACAGACAGAUCAGAACCAAGUUCUGACAGAGACACUUCAGUAUCAAGUGAAUUGGCUACAUGAUAUAUUACAAUAGGCUGCGUUAUGUAAUAUUGUGUAUCCUUGUGUCUCCUAAUAUUGUGACGAUACUAAUAUUUGAUAGUUGAUACUGUUAAUAGGAAAUUGAUAAAUGAUCAAACCGUGCCUUGCUUUUAACCUUAUAAAUGAAACCAUCGAGUUUAUGUAGGACUAACGUCUAAACACAAGCCAUGAAACAUGUGGCCAAGGCAAAAUCAAUGAUCUGGUUUCUUGCACUUCACUUGGUGGAAUUAAUAUUAGAAUGCUGGUUUUAGGGUUUGUAAUCCAAAUGAGUAUAUAUACACUGUAAUUCCAGACCAGGAACGACUGCGAAAAAUGCAGCACAAAGUUCUCUGGUAGGAAUUGAAUCUACGGCCUUGCGAUUUCGGUUCAGCGCUCUAAACAACCGAGCUACAGAGGCCAGCUAGGGCUGUUGAGCUGUAACCAUAAAUUCAUAUAUAUAUAUAUAUAGGUGUGCGGGUUGUGAAAAUGCAGCACAAGGUCCUCUGGUAGGAAUUGAACCUCUGCAAUUCCAGUGCAGCGCUUUAACCAACAGAGCUACGGAGGCCAGCUGUUAAGCUGUAACCGUAAGUUCAUGUAUAUAUAGGUGAUCGGGUGUGCGGGUUGUGAUAAGGUGGACUUCAAUUAUCUGGUUACUUGCACCUCCCAACAGCUGGCCUCUAUAGCUCAGUUGGUUAGAGUGCUGCACCGGAAUCGCAGGGCCAUUGGUUCAAUUCCUACCAGAAGGCAUUGUGCUACAUUUUAUGCAGUCAUUCCUGGUCAGGUCUUGAAGUGUAUAUAUACUCACUUGGAUUACAAACCCUAAAAACAGCAUUCUAAUAUUAAUUCCACCAAGUGAAGUGCAAGAAACCAGAUCAUUGAAGUCCACUUUAUCACAACCCACAUGCCCGAUCACCUAUAUAUCCAUGAACUUACGGUUACAGCUCAACAGCUGGCCUCUGUAGCUCAGUUGGUUAUAGCGCUGCACCGCAAUCGCAGGGCCGUUGGUUCAAUUCCUACCAGAGGACCUUGUGCUACAUUUUAUGCAGUCAUUCCUGGUCAGGUCUUGAAGUGUAUAUAUACUCACUUGGAUUACAAACCCUAAAAACAGCAUUCUGAUAUUAAUUCCACCAAGUGAAGUGCAAGAAACCAGAUCAUUGAAGUCCACCUUAUCACAACCUGCACACCCGAUCACCUAUAUAUCCAUGAACUUACAGUUACAGCUAAACAGCUGGCCUCUGUAGUCUGUAGCUCAGUUGGUUAGAGCGCUGCACUGGAAUCACAGGGCCAUAGGUUCAAAUCCUACCAGAGGACCUUGUGCUGCAUUUUUCGCAGUCGUUCCUGGUGAGGUCUUAAAGUGUAUAUAUACUCACUUGGAUAACAAAACCUAAAAACAGCAUUCUAAUGCCAAGGCAAAACCCUAGUUUAAUUUAAUUUAAAACCCUUGUGUCUCAUUUCAGAAUUGACUACGUAUACAUAUAAUAAACUCUGCAAUAUUAUAUUCCAGCUAGUAUCUGACCAUACAUUUAACCGCAUUUAUAGGGCAGAAUGUUUUCAUCCCUGCUGACCAAACCAUUUUGAAUACCAUGGAAUACCAACACCAUUUUGGUUUUAGAUGCGUCCAACACCAUUUUUUUUUCGUGCAUCCAACACCAUUUUGGUUUUGGAUGUGUCCAACACCAUUUUGGUUUUGGAUGUGUCCAACACCAUUUUGGUUUUGGAUAUGUCCAACACCAUUUUGGUUUUGGAUAUGUCCAACACCAUUUUGGUUUUGGAUAUGUCCAACACCAUUUUGGUUUUGGAUGUGUCCAACACCAUUUUGGUUUUGGAUGUGUCCAACACCAUUUUGGUUUUGGAUGUAUCCAACACCAUUUUGGUUUUGGAUAUGUCCAACACCAUUUUGGUUUUGGAUGUGUCCAACACCAUUUUGGUUUUGGAUGUGUCCAACACCAUUUUGGUUUUGGAUGUGUCCAACACCAUUUUGGUUUUGGAUGUGUCCAACACCAUUUUGGUUUUGGAUGUGUCCAACACCAUUUUGGUUUUGGAUGUGUCCAACACCAUUUUGGUUUUGGAUGUGUCCAACACCAUUUUGGUUUUGGAUGUGUCCAACACCAUUUUGGUUUUGGAUGUGUCCAACACCAUUUUGGUUUUGGAUAUGUCCAACACCAUUUUGGUUUUGGAUGUGUCCAACACCAUUUUGGUUUUGGAUAUGUCCAACACCAUUUUGGUUUUGGAUAUGUCCAACACCAUUUUGGUUUUGGAUGUGUCCAACACCAUUUUGGUUUUGGAUAUGUCCAACACCAUUUUGGUUUUGGAUGUGUCCAACACCAUUUUGGUUUUGGAUGUGUCCAACACCAUUUUGGUUUUGGAUGUGUCCAACACCAUUUUGGUUUUGGAUGUGUCCAACACCAUUUUGGUUUUGGAAACGUCUAACACCAUUUUUGUGUUGGAUGCACCAACGCCAUUUUGGAUUGGAUGCCACUAACACCACCUUGGUUCUGUUGGAUGCAUGCAUGCCACACCAUUCCAUAGAUUUCUACAUACUCUAAACUUACUUAACAACCCAAUAUCUCUGCGUCUAUGAAAUUUGACGAUAAGUAAUAAUACCUCGGUCAUAUAAAGUUGAUGAUUAUGGAACAAAACUCCUAUUUCCUCUUAGUAAU
This is a messenger RNA of Paramuricea clavata, 2917 nucleotides long. The record is from the annotation of a GenBank genome assembly. Lineage: Eukaryota; Metazoa; Cnidaria; Anthozoa; Malacalcyonacea; Plexauridae.